This is a messenger RNA of Seriola aureovittata, 1436 nucleotides long. RefSeq names its product retinol dehydrogenase 14b (gene rdh14b). NCBI's taxonomy places the organism in Eukaryota, Metazoa, Chordata, Actinopteri, Carangiformes, Carangidae. The transcript has 2 exons. The record is from RefSeq and is a predicted model, not a curated record. The coding region runs from base 199 to 1170 and encodes 323 amino acids.
AAAGUUGUACGUUUGUUUUGAAAUAAAAAAUAUCAUGAAAUAAUACCUACAAUAUAUAGUGUAAAGCUAUUGCUGGUUACGCUAACAAACUUGUGUAGUAAUUAUUUCCGGGGUAAUUUUGUAACUUGGAAACGUAAUACACUGUACCACCCAUCCAGUACGCUUGUCCCCACUGACCUGUGACCGGUCCCCGCUUUCAUGUCGACUGCGGUGCUAAUUGCCGCUGUUGUCGGCGGAGGGGUCCUAUACGUUAUGCGCCGUUUGUUCCCCGCUCAGAAAGCCGGAAAGCUGCUCCGGUAUCCAUCCGACACCAUGCGGGGAAAGACAGUCAUCGUGACCGGGGCUAACUGCGGGAUAGGCAAGGCCCUGGCCGCAGAGCUCCUGAAGCUCCGAGCCCGGGUCAUCAUGGCCUGUCGGGACCAGCGGAGCGCCGAGGAGGCAGCUCAGGACAUUAAGAAACAAGCGGGACCAGAGCAGGGGGAGGUGGUCAUCAAGCACCUGGACCUCGCCUCUUUUGGAUCAGUACGAAGAUUUUGUGAGGAAAUUAAUGAGGAGGAGUCCAAAAUUGACGUGCUCAUCAACAAUGCAGGCAUCUUCCAGUGUCCUUACACAAAGACAGAGGAUGGUUUUGAGAUGCAGCUCGGUGUGAACCACCUGGGUCACUUCCUCCUCACUCACCUCCUGCUGGACCUCCUGAAGACUUCUGCUCCCAGCCGCAUCGUUGUGGUUUCCUCUAAGCUUUACAAGUAUGGCCACAUCAACUUUGAUGACCUGAACAGUGAAAAUAACUACAACAAGGCCUUCUGCUACAGUCAGAGCAAGUUGGCCAACCUGCUGUUUACACUCGAACUGGCUCGUCAGCUGGAGGGCACAGAGGUCACAGUCAAUGCUCUCACCCCGGGCAUCGUAAGGACCAGACUAGGCAGGCAUGUUCAAAUCUCCCUCCUGGCAAAGCCGCUGUUAUACCUCGCCUCACUGAUCUUUUUUAAGAGUCCACUUGAGGGGGCCCAGACUCCUCUCUAUCUGGCCUGCUCCCCAGAGGUGGAAGGAGUGUCAGGGAAGUGUUUCGCUAACUGCGAGGAGGAGGAGCUGAUGGCCAAAGCUACAGAUGAGCAGGCAGCCAAGAAGCUGUGGGACAUAAGCAGCAGGAUGGUUGGACUCACUAACUAAGCAGAGUCCUGUUCUGUGGAGGGUGUUUCAGGGGACUUAAGUAUUCCUGGACAAGAUAAUUAAUCCUUAGCAGCCCCACAGACUGUACAGGGAGAGAUGGCUUGUGAAAAGACCAAUUGCCACCUUUAAGAUAAAAUCAUUAAUUCACUGACAUAUUGUGCCAGUGAAGUGUGUGAAUUAAGUCUCUGUAAGCAUGUGCGCUGUGAGUGUAUUGCACAGAGAUUGUAUAAAAUUUGAACAAUUAAAAAGAUGUGCCACUACAAGAA